GGCGCGGGCCCUUCCGGCGGGCUCGCAGCGCCUCGCCCCGCCGCCGCCUCCGCCUCCCCCGCUCGCCGCCCGCCGCCGCCCUGCGACUCCAUCCUGGUACUUGGGAGUCUCCAUCCUGGUUUCUCAAGUGCCCGGACCCAAAACAGGAAGUUUGAGUAUGAGCACAGUUGAAGAAGAGUCUGACACAGUGACAGUAGAAACCGUGAACUCUGUGACUUUGACUCAGGAUACUGAAGGGAACCUAAUUCUUCAUUGCCCUCAAAAUGAAGCUGAUGAAGUAGACUCUGAAGACAGCUCUGAACCUCCUCACAAGAGGCUUUGCUUAUCAGAGGAUGAUCAAAGCCUUGAUGAUUCUACUCCGUGCAUUUCUGUUGUUGCAGUUCCAAUUUCAGAAAAUGAUCAGAGCUUUGAGGUGACCAUGACUGCUACCACUGAGGUAGCUGAAGAUGAGAUUAAUGAAGGAACUGUUACCCAGAUUCAGAUUCUUCAGAAUGAACAGUUGGAUGAAAUCUCCCCAAUGGGCAAUGAAGAAGUAUCAGCUGUUAGUCAAGCCUGGUUCACAACUAAAGAGGAUAAGGAUUCUCUAACCAAUAAAGGCCAUAAAUGGAAACAAGGGAUGUGGUCAAAGGAAGAAAUUGACAUUUUGAUGAGUAACAUUGAGCGUUAUUUAAAGGCCCGUGGAAUAAAAGAUGCCACUGAAAUUAUAUUUGAAAUGUCAAAAGAUGAAAGAAAAGAUUUCUACAGGACAAUAGCUUGGGGUCUGAAUCGGCCUCUCUUUGCUGUCUAUAGAAGAGUUCUUCGCAUGUAUGAUGACAGAAACCAUGUUGGAAAGUACACUCCUGAGGAAAUUGAAAAACUUAAAGAGCUGAGAGUGAAGCACGGUAAUGAUUGGGCCACAAUAGGAGCUGCCUUGGGGAGAAGUGCUUCAUCUGUAAAGGAUCGAUGUAGGCUGAUGAAGGAUACCUGCAACACAGGAAAGUGGACAGAGAAAGAAGAAAAAAGACUGGCAGAAGUAGUGCACGAGCUGACAAGCACAGAGCCAGGUGACAUUGUCACACAAGGUGUGUCAUGGGCUGCUGUGGCAGAACGGGUCGGGACGCGCUCGGAGAAGCAGUGCCGCUCUAAAUGGCUCAACUAUCUCAACUGGAAACAAAGUGGGGGCACCGAGUGGACUAAGGAGGAUGAAAUAAAUCUGAUCUUGAGGAUAGCGGAACUUGAAGUUUCUGAUGAAAAUGACAUCAACUGGGAUUUACUGGCUGAAGGAUGGAGCAGUGUCCGCUCCCCACAGUGGCUUCGGAGUAAAUGGUGGACCAUUAAAAGACAGAUUGCAAACCACAAAGAUGUUUCAUUCCCUGUGCUGAUAAAGGGUCUCAAACAGCUCCACGAGAACCAAAAAAACAAUCCAGGGCACCAGCUUCCAGAGAACAAAUGUGGCAGUGGCUUAGCAAGCAGUAACUCCAGCCCAGGGGUGCAGCACGUGCAGAUCCGGGUGGCUCGCUUGGAGGAGAGCACGGGCAGUGCCCCGAGCCCCAUGGCAGCUCUGCAGAUCCCGGUGCAGAUCACCCAUGUCUCCUCAACCGAUUCCCCUGCUGCUACUGUUGACUCUGAGACAAUAACACUGAACAGUGGAACACUACAGACCUUUGAGAUUCUUCCAUCUUUCCACCUGCAGCCGACUGGGACACCAGGUACCUACUUACUGCAGACAAGCUCGAGCCAAGGCCUCCCGUUAACCCUGGCAACGAGUCCCACCAUGACCCUGGCGGCUGCGGCAGCUCCGGCCUCCCCGGAGCAGAUCAUCGUUCACGCCUUGUCUCCAGAGCAUUUGUUAAACACAAGUGACAACGUCACAGUGCAGUGCCACACGCCGAGUGUGAUAAUCCGCACCGUUGCUGCCGAAGACAUCUCCUCUUCUGUCACCCAGACAGAACUGACUGUGGAUUCAGACAUUCAGUCAGCUGACCUGACAGAUCCUCCAGACACCCUAGGAACAAAUACUUUCCCACAUGAUAUCCAUCAGUCCAAGCUGAGUGACGAAGAGCAGUCAGCCUACAACGAAGAUGAUGCUUCCAAAUUUAGCAGCAGGAAUAGUAGAGAACUGAUGGAUGGAGUUAUGGUAAGAACUGAGGAGGAGAUUGCUGAUGCUAGCCUGAAACAGAAUGAGGAUUCUCACUCUGAUUUACCCAGCACUUACGUUACUGAGGACCUGGGUUCCCCAACAAUAGAAGAACAAGUUGAUCAGCCUACAAUAGACGAUGAGACUGUGCUUAUUGUUCCUUCUUCCCAUGGUUUUAUCCAGGCAACAGAUGAUAUAGAUAGUGAAUCAGUCCUGCCCUUGACAACUCUCACAGAUCCUAUCUUACAGCAUCAUGGAGAUGGGUCACACAUUAUUGGCUCAUCGUUGGGCAGUCCUGACUCGGAAGAUUCAAAGGAUGUUGAGGACUUAGUGAGCUGUCACUGAGAAGCAGCAAUGGUGUCCAUUUUCUAUUGACCAUGUUUGCAUUGUGAAAUUAGUUACAGCUCUGUGCCACAUUUCCAAAGAAAGCAGUCACGGUCUGUCUCUUUGAACAGGAGCUUCCAGUGUGAAAUGACUACGGUGCACUUUCUCUGCUCAGGCUGUUUCCCUCAUCCAGGAGGGAGGACUGAGCUGCCAGCCGAGGCCUGAGGUGCCACAUCUCACUGGGGUGUUGCAGUGUUCUGAAGGGCCUCUGGUGCAGUGCUCACAGUGCUCAGAUCCAUCCAGUCACUUCUGAUCUGACUUGUUACUGACGUGCUGAACUGCACACAUGGAAAACUGGACAGAAGUCAAGGAUUGUGGACUGUAGCCUCUUAGUGCCGCAGCAAGUAUUAGUUUGCACAGGUUUCAUGAAGAAUGGGUGAGGAUUUUUGCACUUACUGACUCUUGUAAUACAUGGAGUAAGAGACUGUUACAUUUCAGGAAGGAGUGAGUUCCAUCAAAGACUUCAGGGAGCAUGGGCAGCAUCAUGAAGCAGUGGUGUGAAUUCCCAUUUCACCUGACUCGUUAGUAUAUCUGUGGCACAGGAAGAAGGCAGAAGCCUAUGGGACUUGCCUGGUCUGCUUGUU
Messenger RNA from Poecile atricapillus (Black-capped chickadee), 3084 nucleotides. Its product is annotated as cyclin-D-binding Myb-like transcription factor 1. The transcript is spliced from 17 exons. Gene Ontology annotation, molecular function: RNA polymerase II cis-regulatory region sequence-specific DNA binding; DNA-binding transcription factor activity, RNA polymerase II-specific. Gene Ontology annotation, cellular component: nucleus. Gene Ontology annotation, biological process: regulation of transcription by RNA polymerase II. NCBI's taxonomy places the organism in Eukaryota, Metazoa, Chordata, Aves, Passeriformes, Paridae. The coding region runs from base 158 to 2461 and encodes 767 amino acids. The record is from RefSeq and is a predicted model, not a curated record.